AGCUGGGGUGGGAGGGCGGCGGGGUGAUCGUCGCCAUGGUUACGGCCCGGGCGGCCAGAGGAGGGCCGCCAUGCUUACGGCUCAGGCGAGCGGGUUGAGGGUCGCCUUCCUUGAUUACCGCCCAGGCAGGCGGGGCGACCGUGGCCUUGGCGACGACCCCGGCUGGCGUAGGUCGGGGCCGUCGCUGACACGUCCUGGUUCUGCAGCAGCUGGAUUUCCUCAGCCCCUUCCAGCUCUACUUCAACCCGCACCUCGUUUUCAGGAAGUUCCAGGUCUGGCGGCUAGUCACCAGUUUCUUUUUCUUCGGGCACCUGGGAUUCAACUUCUUCUUCAACAUGCUCUUCGUGUUCCGCUACUGCCGUUUGCUGGAGGAGGGCUCGUUCCGCGGCCGCACGGCCGACUUUGUCUUCAUGCUUCUCUUCGGGGGCGUCCUCAUGACCCUGCUGGGGUUCCUGGGCAGCCUGUUCUUCCUGGGCCAGGCCCUCAUGGCCAUGCUAGUGUAUGUGUGGAGCCGUCGCAACCCGCGCGUCAGGGUCAACUUCUUCGGGCUCCUUACUUUCCAGGCACCCUUCCUGCCUUGGGCACUCAUGGGCUUCUCGAUGCUGCUGGGCAACUCAGUCCUCGUGGACCUGAUGGGGGCUGCCGUUGGCCACAUCUACUACUACUUGGAAGAUGUGUUCCCCAAUCAGCCUGGAGGCAAGAGGGUGCUGCUGACUCCCAGGUUCCUGAAGCUGCUACUGGAUGCCCCAGAGGAGGAUCCCAACUACUUGCCCCUACCAGAGGAGCAGCCGGGACCCCAGCCGCCACCCCCAGAGCAAUGAUCUCCUGCCAGCCUGGGGCCAUCCCUGGCAAGCCUCCACCCUAUCUGCACACCCAGCUCAGACUCAUCCUGGAGAUGCUAGUGCCCGGGAUUGACCUGAAUAAACAGUGACCUGCAGCCUCUCGGCCACGCAUUGGCUUCCUCUGUCCUGUUUGUGGGGCACGUCCCGGGCCAGGCCCAAGGUACAGCUCUACUCAUACUAAACCUGGCUGCCCUCUGAGCCCAGCCACAGGCAGUGGGGUGGAAGGCCCCAAAGGCUGGGGCUGCCUGCAGUGGUCCAGCUGAGCUCAGGGCCUCAAUGGGGCCUUGGGCAGGUUCCCUGCUGGCCACUGAGCUUUCCAGACUACGGCAGCCAGGGCUCAGGGCAGUGUAUGGGUGUCCCCUGCCUGUGGCACUUCACCCGGCAUUCCCACCUCUCACCAGCAACCCCAACCGUGUCGAGGGGCGUUCUCCCCAUUACCCAGCUGGUGCCACUGAGGCUGAGUGGCUAAGGGACUUGGCUGAGGCCUCAUGGGGUCCUUCACUCUCCCUGUGGCACCUAAGCCUGGAGAAGCUUCCACCUUAGCAGAGCCUUGUGAUAAGUGAGGCAGACUCUGGGCAGCAAAGGUCUACUGCUGCCACUUUUAGCUAAGGAUCUUGUGUGGGCCCUUGCCUGCUCUCUACAGCUCAGGUUUCUCAUCUGUGAAGUGGGCACCCAGAGCGUCGGCCAGCUUUCCUGUUGCCCUUGAGCAGUUGGCCUGACAGUUUAUUCCUGGGUGACCAGCAGCACCGGAGUGGCACCUGCCCUGUAUUAUCUCGUAAGACUGGGGUACAUGUGCAGUUCACCACGUAGGGCUCAACUAGGCAAGGAGACCCACGUAGGUGGCUUGUCCUCAUGUGCCUACCUCCAUCCUGUAGGGUGGGCCACUUCAUGUUUCAGACAAGGGUGUGGGGGCCAUGGGAGAGAGAGUGAGGGAGGGGGGCCCAGGGCCUUCCCACCGUCUCUCCAUACUGCACGCACCCCAGGGGCCAGUGUCCUGCCAGUGUCACUCCUCACAGCCAGCCCGGGGCAGAGGAGCAGCAGCUGGCCUGGACCACAGUGCCAGGCAGGGUGGAGGGCUCUGUCAACCUCUUACAUGUGCUGUGGUAAGGCUGGCAUCACCCUGCUGGGGUGGAACCCUGGCACAGCCCAAUGGGACCCCACCUGUGCCCUGUUCUUAGCCUGGGGGGCUGAGCACUAGGGUCCAGCACGCAGGGCUGCUUGCUACUUCAUUCAGUCAAGCAGAGCCACUUGGUGGGGAAGGGGCAUGAGGGCACCGCCUACCUGAGGUGCUUCCUGCCCUCUGGGUUCCCCCACUUCCUGCAUGGACCAGCCCCACUGCCCAUCUCCUGCCUCUGCAGGCCGCUGGGCUCAGCUGUCCAGUGGCCUCAAGGGCUCUGGGGCUUGGGUGGCCGUAGAGGGAAGUCUCCUGUCAGCCAGGCCCCAAAGCCCCCAGCCAGGCCCAGUGGCAGGCCGCGGCACUUCCCAUUCUUAUUUUUAUGUCACCAGUUGGAGAAAGCAAAUAUGACCCGUUACCUUUUAUUUAAAAAGUUUUGCUAGCCCUGCCUGGGCUUCCUAUAGAAAAACUAAACACAACUCAAAAUGAGGCCUCUUCCUGACCCCAGAGGCCAGAGUGGGUGGCGGAGUAAGGCUCAGCAAUGGAAUGUGUGCCAAGGGCAGCUGGAAAGCCCCCACCUGUGCCACCUGGCACGACACAGCUGUCUCUGCGUCUCCUUGCUAGAAGGUGCUGGAGGACAGGUGGUAUGAUCUUCUGAGCUGUUCCAGUGGGUGCCCAUGGUGAGGUGGUUACCAGGCUGGGGCAGUAUUGGCGAGACGCCGCAUCCGCCUGGGGGGAGAGGGCAGUGAGGCAGGGCAGCUACCAGCCGGGUGGCCCACCCCAGGCCUGUAGGGCAGCUGAGUGCAGGCAACAGGGACUGGAGUCCACCAGCAGGUCACUUGGGCACCCCCUCUGCCUUGAUCGUCUGCUGCCUGGCCCAGAAGUAGCUUGCUCUCCUGCCCUCAGCCCUGUAAGCUCUCCAGGGCCUGAGGCCCAGCUCUGGGCUGUGGUCAGCACCAACCUGAGGGCCUUGUCACCCAGGGGCCUGCCUCUGGCACCCGGGUCCCCUCCCUGAAACCACAGGCCCUGGGAGGAGGGAGAUAGCCCUGCCCCCCCGCCUAUGGAUAGAGCAUCUGUAGGGGCUGGAGGGUACCUUGUGUUCCUGUCCUGGUCGCGGAUCUUCUUCUCCAUCUCGGCGUCCGUCAAGGUCUCCAGCAGUGGGCACCACUGGUCAGCAUCGCCGGUAUUACGGAUGGCGAUCUCCACCGUAGGCAGGGGGUUCUCACUGUAGGAGAAGGGGUGGGGAGAGCAGUGACCAGUUCACCGAACAGCACUGGUGGGGCCCCAAACCACAGUGCCCGCCCUACAGAUGGAACACUGCCCAUCAGCGUUCCAUGGCCGGGAAGAAGGCUUGGCUGGGCUCCAUCUCCUGGCUCUAACACUGCCACCCCGGCAGCCCACAGGCCUCUCUGCAGAACACACUCCCAACAGGCCCUUGUGUCAGCCACCCGGCAUCUCUCAGCCAAGUUGCGAGGGGACACUCACUGGGGGGGUUCCACUGAGAUGGCAGGUUGGCUGGGCCACUAUGGUGCUUGGUGGAUCACAGCCAAGAAGCAGUGCCCACCUAGACAGGGAAGGAGAGCUGACCACCUUGCUCAGAGUCCAGGGCCAGGACCCAUCAGGGCUCACAGGCCAGAGGAACAGGAAAGAGAAUGGUGGAGUCCCCUGGCCCCCUGAGGUACUGAUGCCCUCCAGGCACAGAGGGGAGCUGGACUACCCACUCCUGAGUGUUCUGUAUUGUGGCCCCUCAGCCCACUUCACAGGGCCAAGCUAAGUCCCAGAAAGGUCUGGUUACUUGCUUGGUCAGACAGCUGGUGAGCAGAGCUGGGCUGGAAACUUCAUUCCUGAUCCCACCCUGCCCUGUGGUCCCUCAGAGACCCAGUGGUUCACACCUGAAGGAUACCUGAGCAUGCCCCUGCUAGUGGACUGUGCUCCCAGGAUGGUCUAGAUGCCCAGUGUCCGGGCGGAAGGACAAAGCAGGCCUGGGAGCACUAGGGUGGGGAGGAGGGUGUUAGGUGGUUGUCUUCCAGAUGCAUGGGGGGUUCCAGGAGGACCCAGGGGCCCAGUGUCAGCCCCACCUCAAGGGUAAAGAGGAGCUCUAGGGCUUGGCGCCUUCCCGGUCAGAUCUUGCCUAGCCCCUGGCCUGGCAGCAAGCCUCAACAUGACCCUAACCAUGAUCCUCCCAUGAUUCCCCCGACACGCCCAUGAGGCUCUUUCCUCUUGUCUCCUGAGGCCCAGUCCUGGAGAACUGCCCCACACUAUCGCUGUGCUCAGCCGAUGUCUGCCCACUCUGUAGGAAGGGGGAGCUCUAGGGGAAGGAGGGUAGACAGCCUCUAGUCAGGCAAUCUGGUGGUUCUAGUUUGUCAUCUGUGAAAUGGGAAUGAUAUCUGCUGCUGUGAGGACUGCUGGAAGGCUACUCUAAGUAACCAACAUCCACCCACUGAGACUAUUUCUGAGGCGCCUGGAACUUUCUCACACAGCCCCUGCAGCUGGUUCCCCUAGGUAUGCCCGCUGUACUGGGCCCUCUGCUCUUGGGCCAGCCUUGGCUGACCUUGUGUCCGCCCUGUGGAAGUGGCCUCGCCUCCUGCUCCUGAAGCUCAGCCUGUUGAGUCCAUGCCCACGAGGCCCAUAUACUGAGCCCAUGCUGGUGAUUGAGAGAUGUGUGGCUGGGCCCCACCACUCACCCACCCUGGACACCAGGGCAGGUCCUUCCUCAGCAUCUCCUGACAGUGACUCUCCAGCCAGUGCCUGGGGUUUGGAAAUCCAGGAACCACCCAGCCCCAGACCAUCAUCAAUCACCCAGGCGCCGGCUGCCUUCCAGGAGGGAGACAUGAAAGGAGCCACAGUUACACUGAGGGGCAAAACAUGUUUUUGUCCUGUGUAAACAAGAGCUCACGAGUGGUGCCUGAGGCCCCUUGUUUACCUCCUCAACUCUGGAAAGAUCCCAAUCCAGUGCGCUGCUUGUAAAGGAAGAACCGCUUGACCUGACCGCGUUGAGUGGGCCUGGAGCCAGCAUGGAGACUGACUUGGGCUGCGGGGAAGCAGUAGACGCAGCCAGAGCUCCAGAGGCCCUGGGGGCUGUGGGAGCUGCCCUUCGUCCCCACCUUGGAGGGGAUUCUGAUCUGUGGGCCGUUGCAACAGCCCCCCAGUGUCCAGGUGGGGACAUACGCCCGGACCAGGAAGGGACUGAGGCCUGUGGGGUACCGUGAGGUUCAUGUUCAAUGGGAUCUUGCUUCCAUGACACCACUGGAUGCAGCAGGCACUGGAUGCAGGCCAGCUAACACAAAUGAGAAUAGAGUGGAGGGGAAAUGGCCUGCCUGCAGCCACACAACUGGGAGGAGAGGAGAGGAAAACUAGACGACCCCUCCAACAAGAGUGCCAAGUCCAUUCAAUGGAGGAAGAACUAUUUUCUCAACAAAUGGUGCCCAAACAACUAGAUCUCCACAUGGACAAGAAUGAAGUCGCACCCCACCUCAUACCAUAUACAAAAAUUAACUCGAACAGAUCAAACGCCUAAAUGUAAGAGCUAAAAUGAUAAAACUCUUAGAGGAAAACAUAGGUGUAAAUUUUCAUGCCUUGGAUUUGACAAUGAUUUCCUACAUAUAUGACUAAAAGCACAAGAAACAAACAAAAAAAUAGAAUAAUUGGACUUUAUCAAUAUUUAAAAACUUUUGUGCUUCAAAACGCAUCACCAAGAAAGUGAAAGACGAUCCACAGGAUGGGGGAAAAUUUCGGGAAAUCAUGUAACUUGUAAGUGUCUAGUAUCCAGAAUAUAAGGAGCCCUGGUAGAGCACUAAGUGCUUGGCUGCUAACCGAAAGGUCGGUGGUUCAAACCACCAGCUGCUCCUUGGAAGAAAAGACCUGGCAAUCUGCUCCCAUAAAGAUUAUAGCCUGGGAAACCUCUGGGGCAGUUCUACUCUGUCACAUAGGGUCACUUUGAGUUGGAAUCAACUUGACACACAACAAUCCAGAAUAUAUAAAGAACUCCGAAAACUCAACAAGGAGACACAACCCAAUUAAAAAAUGGGCAAAACCUGAAUAGACAUCUCUCCAGAGAAAAUAUACAAAUGGCCAAUAAACAAGUGAAAACAUCCCCAUGUUGUCAUUAGUCAUUUGGGAAAUGCAAAAAAAAAAAAAAAAAGGAUAA
Messenger RNA from Loxodonta africana (African savanna elephant), 6103 nucleotides. It is a transcript of the gene DERL3, whose product is annotated as derlin 3. The transcript has 6 exons. Gene Ontology annotation, cellular component: Hrd1p ubiquitin ligase ERAD-L complex; endoplasmic reticulum membrane. Lineage: Eukaryota; Metazoa; Chordata; Mammalia; Proboscidea; Elephantidae. Gene Ontology annotation, molecular function: misfolded protein binding; ubiquitin-specific protease binding. Gene Ontology annotation, biological process: endoplasmic reticulum unfolded protein response. The coding region runs from base 71 to 931 and encodes 286 amino acids. The record is from RefSeq and is a predicted model, not a curated record.